CACCGUGGCUACAACGAUGGAGUCGGAGAGCAGCACAGAAAAGCCUGAAACAAAGACAGAAACGGCAGCAGAGGAGAAAAGUGGAGAUACAAAAGAUCAAGACACAAGUAUGAAGGACUUCAAUGCUGAUCCGUUUAAGAAACCUGCUGCGUUUGCGGUUCCUUCAAUAGCAAUGAAGAUCAGAAGUGUGCAGAUCACACAGGUGUCUGAUAGCAGUGUGAUCAGUAAUAAUCAGACUAAACCUGAUCCAUCAGAAGGUCAGGAACCUGCUUUAAACAAAGAUCAGACCAGUAAACCUGGGUCUAAUGUACUACCUGAGAGUCAAAUCCAAACUGAUGGAGCUGAGAAGCCGACAGGAGAGAAGCAGAUCCAUGAGAAACCCAAGAAACCAGAGAUCAAACCUAAAAUAUUAGCUAGAGUGACUAAAGUGCCACCCAGUGGUAAAUUCCCACCCCUGCCAUACUCUGAGCCCCCAUGGGCAGGGGUGACUACUAUCCCAUACUCCUUUGAGCUGCUUAAGAAUGGUGCCAUCCAGGUCACUGUUCCUCUGACUAAGCAGAGUUAUUUUGUGGUGGGUCGAUUACCUGUUUGUGACAUUUCUCUGGAGCAUCCUUCCAUAUCGAGAUACCAUGCUGUUGUGCAGUAUCGUGGGCAGGAAGUGGAGGACGGUGGUGUUGGGGAAGAACUGGGGUUUUAUGUGUAUGAUCUAGGCAGCACUCAUGGUACGUUUGUUAACAAGAAUAAGAUUCCACCCAAAACCUACAUAAGGCUACGGGUCGGUCAUGUGGUCAAGUUUGGUGGGAGCACCAGGCUGUUCAUUCUUCAGGGCCCCGAGUCAGAUGAGGAGGCUGAAUCCGAGCUGACCGUAACAGAGCUGAGAGAGCGAGCCAGAAAGCAGAAAGAAGAACUCGAGAAGAGGAUGAUGGGAGACGGUUCAGACGACGAUGAUGAUGAUGAUGAUGAAAAAGAAGAAAAGGAUGGAGAGAAGGAAUCUUGUGGAAAAAGUUCAUCAGAGGACAGAGGCUGCUCUUGGGGAAUGGGAGAGGAUGCAGCGCCAGAGGAGGGGGAAAAUGAGGAGAACCCUUUUGCAACAGAGUUUCAGGAGGAUCAGGAAGCAGCCUACCUGAAAGAUCCUAAAAAGGCUCUGCAGGGUUUCUAUGAUAGAGAAGGAGAAGAACUGGAGUUUGAAUACGAUGACAAAGAACACGGCACCUGGCUCUGCAGGAUCAAGUUGCCGGUGGACGAUGCCAUGGGCCGGCAGCUGGUUGCCGAGGUUACACAUUCAGGCAAGAAGAAGGAGGCGGCCGUGCAGUGCUGCCUAGAGGCCUGUCGCAUGCUGGAGGCUCGAGGCCUGCUGAGACAAGAAGCAGUCUCCCGUAAGCGUAAAAAGAAAAACUGGGAGGACGACGACUAUUACGACAGUGACGAUGACUCCUUUCUGGACCGGACGGGUACAGUGGAGAAGAAAAGGACAGAACGAAUGAAGAAAGCUGGCAAGAUUCAGGAGAGGCCAGAGACUUUUGAAUCACUGGUUUCUAAACUAGCUGAAGUGGAAAAGGAACUGGCAGAAACUGAAAGAACACUACGUUCCUCUGAUAAAGCUGGCUCCAGCUCAUCCACGGAGGAUUCUCUGGAUGCGUUUAUGAGUUCGGUCCGGGGUCAGGCAGCUAUGGACGGGGUGCAGAGAAAGAAACUGCACCUACAUUUAUCUGAACUGAAGAAGGAACAAGAGCGACUGAAGAAUCUCAUCGAGUUAACCAGACCGACACAGUUACCCUCCCUGCAGGGCAGAUCUGCCGGUGAAUCUUCUGAUCCAGAAAAGCCCAAAAAGUUAGCUCUGCCUCUGUUUGGUGCAAUGAAAGGUGGCAGCAAAUUCAAACUGAAGACAGGAACCAUUGGGAAGCUUCCUCCAAAGAAGCCCAACCUGCCCUCUGAACUCUUCAACAUGAAAGAACUUCCCCCUGGAGAAGAAGAAGAGGAGGAGGAAGAAGAACCAGGUGAAGAUACAGAAAAACAGGACCAAGUGGAGGAGAGUGAAGAUGCUGUGGAGUUGGAGGAAAUGGAGUCUGUCCAGCACGAUGAGAUGGAAAGCACUGAUGCCACUGGUGGUGACCGGCACCCUGAAGGGCCCUGUUUAAAGAGCCCUAAAGCAGUGGAGUCAGAAAGACAAACAGUGAAGAGACCGUCUCCACAUGGAAAAGCAAAAGAUGAAGACACACCUCCUGUAAAGAAGAGUGGUAAGAAGAUAAUCGGCCCAAGCAGGCCUCCAAGCAUUGUAUCCAAGCAGUACCCAGAAGACGACCCAGAUUACUGUGUGUGGGUACCUCCAUCAGGUCAGACUGGUGAUGGCCGAACUCAUCUUAAUGACAAGUACGGCUACUAAGAACAGGACAAUCAUCAAUGUGAAGAGAGAACAGGGGUGGCGGCUCAGCUGAACGUUCAAAAACAGCCCGGGUUUUGUGUUUGGAUUGGUUCAGAAGACCCCACAUUUUGCGUCUAGAGGAGACGUUGUGAGCCGGACGUCUUAAUGGAUCUUUUGGCUUGGUGGAUGUUUCACGUUGAUCUGGAUUUGCACUUACUUACAUUGUACAGCAUGUUCUUGAUUCACUGAGGAACUUGGUUUGAAAGAAAGAGCUGGAACAUUACACACUGGGACUGUCACUGAGACAGCACAGUAAUGAAGACAGAUAAAUGAACAUUUGUGUAGUUUUCUGGAUUCGAUCGAUCACUUACUAUGUGUACUUUGUUGUUUCAUGCACCGUGUAUCUGGUUUGUAUUGUAAGAUUUUAGCCACAUUUAAUUUACACACGUUUAUAAAUUCAUGUCUUCAGUUAGCUGGGGUACUCUGCAAAUAAUCUCUUCAUUAAAAAUUCCAUUUUGUUUUUAAAAUCCCUUAAAUAGCAACACUGGUAAUAAUACACACAAAUAUAUUGAUAGAGGCUUUGUUUUUUUAGAUGGAAAUAUGGAUAUACUUACUUACACUUUGGAUAUCCAAUAACAUUGGAUAAAAUGUGUCUCCAGGCCGCUCAGGUUGCACAGCGGUAAAACACGCUAGCACACCAGAGCUGUUAUUUUGGAUACAUCGUAUUGAAUCUCAGCUCUGCCAUCCUGCUGGGCUGGGCGGCUAUAUGAACAACGUUUGGCUGUUGGGAGCCGGAUGGGGACCUCAUAACUGAUGCAAUUAUGACCUCUGCUGGCUGGUUGAUGGCGUCUGCAGAGUGGAGGAAUAAUGCUGAUCAGGGUGUGGCUCUCCAUGCACAGGGCUGAUAUGCACAGGCAUAUGAACUCGGCCGGUGUUAGCAUAAUGCAAUUUGGUAAAAAUUGGACGUGCUAAAGAAGGCAUGUAUAUAUAAUUAAAUAUAUAUAAUUAUAUUAUUAUAUAUAUAAUU
Molecule: messenger RNA, 3389 nt
Organism: Trichomycterus rosablanca
Lineage: Eukaryota; Metazoa; Chordata; Actinopteri; Siluriformes; Trichomycteridae
Gene: slc4a1ap
Product: solute carrier family 4 member 1 adaptor protein
Exons: 14
Coding region: 17-2383 (788 amino acids)
Molecular function (GO): protein binding; mRNA binding
Source: RefSeq, a predicted model, not a curated record